This is a messenger RNA of Nicotiana tabacum (common tobacco), 1438 nucleotides long. The record is from RefSeq and is a predicted model, not a curated record. NCBI's taxonomy places the organism in Eukaryota, Viridiplantae, Streptophyta, Magnoliopsida, Solanales, Solanaceae.
CAGUCUUCAACUUUCCACAUUGAAAUAAACACCGACAAAUUCCCAAUUUCUCAAACUACUCUCAACUUUGGCGCUGGGAAAACUGAAAACCGUAAAAGCGCAUUGCCGAUGUCGAUCUGCAGCUCGUCAUCGUCAUCGUCAUCGUCAUCGUCAAGUUCUACAAAAUCAUGGAUCCUUCACGGUUUAGCUGUGGGAGCUGCAGUAGCCGUAGCUCUCGGCGCUCGCGCUUACCUCGCCCGAUCCAGCAAGUUUCGGAGCCGGGUCAUAGGAAUUAUACCCGCCCGUUUUGCUUCUACUCGAUUUCAAGGAAAACCCCUCGUUCAAAUUCUCGGCAAGCCCAUGAUCCAGAGAACAUGGGAAAGGGCAAAGCUUGCUGAGACAUUGGAUCAAGUUGUUGUGGCAACAGAUGAUGAAAAGAUAGCUGAGUGCUGUCGGAGUUUCGGUGCUGAAGUGAUAAUGACUGCUGAAUCAUGUAGAAAUGGAACUGAGCGUUGUACCCAAGCUCUGGAAAAACUUGGUAAGAAGUAUGACAUUGUUGUUAAUAUACAAGGAGAUGAACCUCUUAUUGAACCUGAAAUAAUUGAUGGUAUCGUCAAAGCCCUGCAGGCUGCACCGGAUGCAGUCUUUAGCACUGCUGUGACGUCCUUGAAACCUGAGGAUGCAUUUGAUCCAAAUCGUGUAAAAUGUGUGGUUGACAAUCGUGGUUAUGCAAUAUAUUUUUCACGAGGGCUUAUCCCUUAUAACAAGUCAGGCAAGGUUAAUCCUCAGUUUCCUUACUUGCUGCACCUCGGGAUCCAGAGCUAUGAUACAAAGUUCCUGAAAAUAUAUCCAGAGCUGACGCCAACACCAUUGCAACUAGAAGAAGAUCUUGAACAGCUAAAGGUCCUUGAGAAUGGAUACAAAAUGAAGGUUAUUAAAGUUGACCAUGAGACCCACGGUGUUGACACCCCGGAAGAUGUAGAGAAGAUAGAGCGGUUCAUGCGUGAAAGAAACUUGGCUUAGAGCAAAGAUAGUUAUUUUUUUGAUAGCUUAUGCGACUCCUAGAGCUAUAAAGGUGGAGUUCUUUGGUUUCCAUUUGCACUUUGAAUUAACACGUCAUUUGUCUUCCAGAGUUAUUUUUGUAAAGAAAAAGAAAUAGGAACUUACUGUAUCAAUCCUGCAAAUAGUUCAUAUUUAGUGUUCUGUGAUGUGUAUGUUUCACUUAGGUAUUCAUUGCUGUGCUAAGGUUGUGUAUUCUUAUUCUUUAAUUGGUGGAAGUUAGAUUUCGUCGACAGACAACCCUCUCUAUGUAUGCCCAUAGUUAAGGUUGAGGGCUGUUACUGGAAGCUAUUUUGAGAUAAUAUUUGCCGGGAUUGUUUAUUGUUGUAUCUUCCAUGAGUUUGAACAACAUUUUCUGCUUUGUUUUGUUAUUGGAAAUACUUGAAUACGUUUGAGCUUA